GAGAGAGGAGAGAGGAGAGAGGGAGAGAGUGUGAGUGUGACAGCGACUGAGAGUCAAAAUACUACGAAUAACUCCCCUUCGCCAAAAGGAAAAAAAAGCCUCCUUGGUUAGGUUUUUCCUCCUCGCUCUCAGACCUCCAUUGAGUCUUCAUACUAAGCAUAACCCCUUAAUACUAAAAAAUGUUUCUACCCCGUUUCUCCAUCAUCACCACCAUUGUCGUUUUGGCAAUCCUCCCUCAGUUCCGGGGAGACCCAGAGUUUGAACUCUGCCACAACAAGUUCGAACCCUCUUCUUCAUUCUCAAAAGCUCUCGAAUUCCUCCAGGGCCAAAUUGGGUACAAUUUCAAGAGUGUUGGUCUGCUCAGGCGGGCUAUGACCCACUCAUCCUAUUCGGAAGAGAACAACAGGGCAUUGAGCAUUUUUGGUGCCAUUAUCAUUGAAACAUCAGUCUCUCUGUAUUACUUAAAAAAGGACAUUGAUAUUUCCCCUGAAGAGUUGACCACUCGGAUCACCGAUGUCUCCAAGGUGGAAACUUCUUGUGCCAAGGAUGGGACUCGUCUGGAAUUGCAUAAGGUGGUUAGAGUUUCUCACAAGAGCAGGACCAAUUCUUCGACUCCUUCUGUCGUUUGUGGAGCUUUCCGGGCAAUCUUUGGUGCCAUUGCUAUCGAUGCAGGAAACUGUGAUGAGGCCGGAAAAGUUUUUUUGGUUCUUCAUGGUGGAAAAGCUGGAGAAGCUCUUGCUUCUUAGUGGUGUGAUUCUUCACUUAAUCCGCUUGUAGAUUUUAGUUUCUAGCUAACAUGUUUGAUGUCGUCUGUUCUUGCGAAUGUUGUUUGUGUGAAACUUAUGUACUUACCUAUGUUUAGAUGAUGCUUUGAAGAAUAAUUUUAUAGGAUUGCAAUGUAUCUUUAGUCUUUAUAUAUGCUAUGCACUAUGUAGCUGUGCAUUUGUGCAUUUCUUCAUGCACUCAGACUAUUCAGAUUUCAGGGUUAAUAUUGAGAAAAAGAUACAGUAAAUGAGCCAUAAGUAAUGGUAAUACUCAUGAUAUGGUUUAAACUUUCA
Messenger RNA from Humulus lupulus (European hop), 1058 nucleotides. RefSeq names its product protein NUCLEAR FUSION DEFECTIVE 2. Gene Ontology annotation, molecular function: double-stranded RNA binding; ribonuclease III activity. Bases 180 to 746 code for a protein of 188 amino acids. Gene Ontology annotation, cellular component: nucleus. NCBI's taxonomy places the organism in Eukaryota, Viridiplantae, Streptophyta, Magnoliopsida, Rosales, Cannabaceae. The record is from RefSeq and is a predicted model, not a curated record. Gene Ontology annotation, biological process: rRNA processing; regulation of gene expression. The transcript has 3 exons.